ACAGUUGAUUGUAUAAAUUUUUAUUUCUAUUUAUUAACUGGAAAUGUGAAAAGUUUUGAAAAUUUUGAAAAGUUUUUUGGCUCUGACGAUGAAUUAUGUUAUUGAAGAAUAAAGAAAGAAUCGAAUAUCGAUUCAUCGGUCGAUCAUUGCUCAUCCUACGCGCAGAGGUUAGAAACAUCUGUCAAACGUAAAAGGAAUUGUCAAAAUUCACCUACCAAUGGUCUGAAUAUUGUGUAAAGUAAUUAACGACAGAUAAUGGGCUUGUUAACGGUGUUGAAAAAAUUGAAACAAAAAGAGAAGGAAAUGCGGAUCCUAAUGUUGGGUUUGGAUAAUGCAGGCAAAACGACAGUGUUAAAGAGGCUCAAUGGCGAACCGAUAGACACUAUAUCACCAACCCUUGGCUUCAAUAUUAAGACGUUAGAACAUCGUGGAUACAAGCUCAAUAUAUGGGACGUCGGUGGGCAGAAAUCAUUGCGUUCAUAUUGGAGGAAUUAUUUUGAGUCUACAGAUGGACUUAUUUGGGUAAUAGACAGUGCAGACAGAAGGAGACUGGAUGAUUGCAAAACAGAGCUGUACAAGCUGUUGCAAGAGGAGAGGUUGGAAGGUGCGAGUCUUCUGGUGUUCGCUAAUAAACAGGAUAUGCCUGGUGCAUUGUCCGCAUCCGAUAUAGCCGAAAUUUUGGAGUUACCUAAUAUAAAGACACAUCAUUGGCAAAUUUACAAGUGUUCCGCCGUGACAGGUGAGAACCUGGUGGAUGGUAUUAACUGGAUCGUGGAUGACAUUGCAGCGAGAAUAUUCUACAUAGAUUGAAUUAAAUUCACGAAUCUGUUACGAUUAGUACUUUUUGCCUCAUUAAAUGCGGCAUUUAAAGCACUUCUGCAAAAAUGACACUUAGUAUUACAAUUCGCACUGCAAAAGUAAUACACAACGCAGUAUAUAGAGAUGCUAAGAUCUCUUUUGCGAUCAUUUGCAUUGUACAUCUGUGGAAUCUUUCCAUCUGCUAGGCUAAAAUGAAGGUUCCUGUGUCAUCGCUAGAUACAAUCAAGUAUGCAAUUAACUCUUUUGUAAUUUUUUAAUUAUAUUUUAGACAUGUAUGUCUUCAUCGUUUUCUGAAGCUUGACAAUUUAUAUAUUAAAAGAACUUUUAAGGAAA
Molecule: messenger RNA, 1152 nt
Organism: Dinoponera quadriceps
Lineage: Eukaryota; Metazoa; Arthropoda; Insecta; Hymenoptera; Formicidae
Gene: Arl2
Product: ADP-ribosylation factor-like protein 2
Exons: 2
Coding region: 256-810 (184 amino acids)
Biological process (GO): protein folding
Cellular component (GO): microtubule cytoskeleton; cytoplasm
Molecular function (GO): GTP binding; GTPase activity
Source: RefSeq, a predicted model, not a curated record